UCAAUCGUGAAAUAAAUUAUAAGUUGAUUAAUCUUACCCGAAAUUGUUAAUUACCAAGCAAAACUAAUACCAUUCCAUUGUGCAUAUGUUGAGUAAGCUGCAGGGUAAAUGAUUAUAUCCAGCUCCUGCGGGACAACCGCCUUGGGCUGGGCGGGCAACCAAUGGAAACGAAGGGAAAGUAAAAGCACCAAAAGCACUAUUGGAUCCAGGGAGGUCGUGCUAGAAUCGUAUACGGCGGACAUGGCUCGAGUAUCCAUUUGAAAAUGUUCGAAAUGAAAAACAACAGCAGCAGUAGGCGUGGAGUUUGCUGGCAGCUGAGACAGACAUUUGACGUUUGUAGCAAAUACAAUUUGGAAUUCACACACUGAACGGGACACACAAAAAUAUAUUCACCAGUUUCUGUAGUCAAUUCAAUUACAUGUUUUUUUAUUGGUAAAUUUGAAGCCCUACGUGCAAGCCACAGCCUGCAGGCGAGUCGCGGCAUCGACUGUAUCAAGAAACGAAUUAUAUUUUAUAUUCCAAGACAACUGCUACUGAGAAAUUGAAAGAUGCGUUUGGCCCGCAAGUGAAUCCAAAAGUCAAUCAAGCCGAUUGCCCGCGUUCGCUGUCUGAGGAGCAAAAGCCAGCGAAGCGACACAAAAACAUCGCAGCAGCAGCAGCAGCAACAUUCCUGAACAUUAGUUCAAAUGGCAACCAAAACGGAGGUUUUAUCCAACUAUGAACUGGAUACAAGCGUGACGGAAAUCUUCGAUGUGCGAAAGGCAUUGGGCAAGGGCGCCUAUGGCAUUGUGUGGAAAGCGGUUGACAGGCGGAAAAAGGAUACAGUGGCGCUGAAGAAGAUCUUCGAUGCAUUUCGAGACACAACCGAUGCUCAGCGCACCUAUCGGGAGGUUAUCUUCCUGCGCGCCUUUCGCCACCAUCCGAAUAUCAUUCGCCUUUUGGGCAUCUACAGGGCCACCAACAAUAUGGACUUUUAUUUGGUGUUUGAGCACAUGGAGAGCGACUUGCAUAUAGUCAUCAGGAAGGGCGACAUUCUGAAGGAUAUCCAUCGGCAGUUUGUCAUGUAUCAGCUGGUGAAUGCCAUGAAGUAUGUGCACUCGGGCAAUGUCAUCCACAGAGACCUGAAGCCCAGCAACAUCCUAAUUGACAGCAAGUGCAGACUAAAGGUUGGGGACUUUGGAUUGGCUCGCACGAUAGUGGCAAAGCCCAGCAACAGCAGCAGCAACAGCAGCAACAGCAGCAGCAACAGCAGCAGAGGCGAUGGCGACAGUGACGCCAAUGGCAACCGGGAGACAACCGAGAAUGACGGCGUGAUGUCGGACUACGUUGCCACGCGCUGGUAUCGUGCCCCCGAGAUACUCGUGGGCUGUCGCAAGUACACCAAGGCCGUGGAUAUGUGGAGCUUGGGCUGUGUCCUGGGCGAGAUGAUAACAAAACAGGCCAUAUUUCAAGGCACCAGCACCCUCAAUCAGAUGGAGAAAAUAUUGUCUGCCGUGCCGUAUGUGACACAGCGCGAUAUCGACCACAUUGGCACGAGAUUCGGGACAUCGCUGCUCAGCAGAACAAUUCGCCGCGAUUACCAGCACUCGCUGAAUGCCAUGUUUCGGGGCAGUAGCUCCAAUGAAAUUGACUUUGCCACUUCCCUGCUGAUGCUCGAUCCCAAGGAUCGAUUGUCGGCCCACAAGGCGCUGAAGCAUCCAUUUGUCAGCUCCUUUCGUUGCCCCUCGGCAGAGCUGGAAAUGCGUUUGAAUGUGAAGCCGCCGCUGCGCGAUGAUUUCCGCUUUGAGUUGAACGACUAUCGCAACAGUCUGUACUCGAUGAUAUCCACGGAGUUGACAACCUCACAUCGCAGCAGCCGUUCCAAUCAUUCCAGUGCUAGACGCGAUCUGCCCAUCGGUGUGCGCAUCAGUUCCGAGACCACUCUGCGUAAGAAGAGCGAACUGGAGCCAAAUGCACUCGCGCUGAACAGUCCACGAAUCAUUCAAGGAAACAUGUUCAUGGAUCCCCCGCUGCAGAAGCAUUCCCACUCCCACACCCGCACCCAAGAGAAGAUUCGGACGCAGACACAGACGCUGGACCAGAAGCACAAUCCUCAGCAUGGUGGAAGUAGGCGGCAGCCCCGCUCACCGCCAACCCUACCAAUCCCGAAAGCAGAAGGAGUGCGAACCUCGCACAAGGGCCAUCGAACGCAUUCGCGUGUAACGCCAAAACUCGAGUGGGGCGAACGCCCAGUGGCGGUGACGACGCCUCGGAUGGCAGCACAGGCGCAGCUAAAGGAUAGGAUUGAACGUCCAGUGGCCGUAACGACGCCACGGAUAGCAGCACAGGCACAGUUAAAGGAAAGAAUCGAAGCGCACGCACGAGCCUUUCUCGAGGGACGCAACGCGGCCAACAAGAAGACGCAAGGCAUCGAGCUGGGUCCAAGUCCAACUGACUGGGUGGACCAGUUGAAUCCCACAAUCAUCCCUGAAACUCUGGAGGCAAAAAAGGCUCGGGCCAAGGAGCGUAGCUCUAAGCAAAAGGCCAAAGCGGAGGCCAAAGCGGCGGCCAAGGCGCAGGCCAAAGCGGAGGCCAAAGCGGAGGCUAAAGCGGAGGCUAAAGCGGAGACCAAAGCGGAGGCUAAAGCGGAGACCAAAGCGGAGGCCAAAGCGGUGGCCAAAGCGCUGGCCAAAGCGGUGGCCAAAGCGAAAGCCAAAGCGGAGGCCAAAGCGGUGCCAGCCAUUGCCACGCAGGAACCCAUAAUCCAGAAGGAACCGCAACGCGUAGAGGAACCGGUGCGGAACCAAUUCCAGAGCCAGAACCAGAUACAGCAAAGAGUGAUGAAGCGUGAGGAAGAGUUGCUGAAUGCCAACAGUCGCUCGGAGGCCAAAGCGGACCCGAAAAUUGUUCCAGCCAUUGCCACGCUGAAGCCCAUCAUGCAGAAGGAAUCGCAAUGCGUAAAGGAACCGGUGCAGAACCAGAACCAGAACCAGAUACAGAAGAAAGGGACGAAUCGUGAGGAAGAGCUGCUGGAUGCAAAAAGGCGCUCGGACGAGACACAGCCCAGAGCUCAGAAGAGCCUCCUGCUGGAGGCAUUGCUGCGACAGAAGCAGCGCCAAAUGACAUCGCAGUCUGUCGAACUGGAUGCCAAAGUGCACGCGAAUGUGGACACGCUCCAGGCCCAGCGGCAGAAUAUGCAAAAGAAGAUUAUCAAGUAUGCGGCCGAUACUGGGCUGACAUUCAUCACGGACACUUCCAAGCUCAACGCCUGGGAUGACUCUGACGACUCGUCGUCGACUAGUUCCCAUUCGUCAGACUCUAAGCAUUAUUUUACACGACAACUACGCAAGUCCUUGGUGCCAAAGCCGCUACCUUUUAAGCAAUUUAAAUGCCAUCCCUACACAAAUCAUCAAGGAAACCGGGUUACGGAUCUCCACGAAUCAACGCCCCCGCCCAACACGCUCAAGAAGCAGCAACAGCACCAUUCGGAUGAUGUCUUUGAUGAAUCGGAAAGAAAAUAACAGGUGGACAAUGCGAAAGAUUUAUUGGCGUAUAAGUACUGGAAGAGCCAUGGCAAAUCGUUCAACGAACUGGAAAACACUAGAACUACACCGGGCAAACAG
Molecule: messenger RNA, 3602 nt
Organism: Drosophila guanche
Lineage: Eukaryota; Metazoa; Arthropoda; Insecta; Diptera; Drosophilidae
Gene: Erk7
Product: extracellular signal-regulated kinase 7
Exons: 8
Coding region: 687-3500 (937 amino acids)
Biological process (GO): intracellular signal transduction; protein phosphorylation
Cellular component (GO): cytoplasm; nucleus
Molecular function (GO): ATP binding; MAP kinase activity
Source: RefSeq, a predicted model, not a curated record